This is a messenger RNA of Sinocyclocheilus rhinocerous, 2174 nucleotides long. Its product is annotated as bifunctional heparan sulfate N-deacetylase/N-sulfotransferase 4-like. The transcript has 10 exons. Gene Ontology annotation, molecular function: hydrolase activity; deacetylase activity; heparan sulfate N-sulfotransferase activity. The record is from RefSeq and is a predicted model, not a curated record. The annotation marks the transcript as partial. Gene Ontology annotation, cellular component: Golgi apparatus. NCBI's taxonomy places the organism in Eukaryota, Metazoa, Chordata, Actinopteri, Cypriniformes, Cyprinidae.
UUAUAGGAGCAUGGUAUUCCAGUAGAUCUGGGAUAUGCCGUGGCCCCUCAUCAUUCUGGUGUAUAUCCAGUCCAUAUUCAGCUGUAUGAGGCUUGGAAGAAGGCAUGGGGGAUACGAGUGACCAGUACUGAGGAAUACCCACACCUCAAACCUGCACGCCACCGCAAGGGAUUCAUUCAUAAUGACAUCAUGGUGCUGCCCCGUCAGACAUGUGGUUUAUUCACACACACCAUCUUCUAUAAAGAGUAUCCGGGAGGCCCUAAAGAACUGGACAAAAGCAUACGAGGAGGAGAGCUGUUUCUGACCGUCCUUCUCAACCCUAUCAGUAUAUUUAUGACUCAUCUUUCCAACUAUGGGAACGACCGCUUGGGUUUGUAUACGUUCACUAAUCUGGCUAACUUCCUGAAAUGCUGGACCAACCUGAGGCUGCACACACUUCCUCCCCUGCAGCUCGCACACAAGUACUUCACACUCUUCCCAGAACAGAGACACCCGCUAUGGCAGAGCCCAUGCGAUGAUAAACGGCAUAAGGACAUCUGGUCCAAAGAGAAGACCUGCGACAGGCUGCCCAAGUUCAUGGUGGUCGGGCCUCAGAAAACAGGCACGACAGCGCUCUACCUCUUCCUGAUCAUGCAUCCCUUCAUCUCCAGCAACUUUCCCAGUGUGAAAACAUUCGAGGAAGUUCAGUUUUUCAACACCAACAACUACCACAAAGGCAUUGACUGGUACAUGGAGUUCUUUCCUGUACCCUCUAAUGUCAGCACAGAUUUCCUGUUUGAGAAGAGCGCAAAUUACUUUCCUUCUGAGGAAACGCCCAAACGAGCCGCUGCUCUCUUGCCUAAAGCCAAAAUCCUUACUCUGCUGGUCAACCCUUCAGAUAGGGCAUACAGCUGGUACCAGCAUCAGAGGGCUCAUGAAGACCCUGCAGCAUUGCAGUUCAGUUUCUACGAGGUUAUUUCAGCAGACCAGCUCGCUCCACCUGAGCUGCGCUCUCUCCAGAACCGCUGUCUCGUACCUGGACUCUAUGCCACACACCUGGAGAGAUGGCUCACAUACUACCCUCCAAACCAGCUGAUGAUUAUUGAUGGACAGCAGCUGAGGAAUGACCCAGCUAAAGUGAUGGACGAGCUUCAGAAAUUUCUGGGUGUCACUCCCUAUUACAACUACUCCCAGGCACUCACGUUUGAUCCUCAGAAGGGCUUUUGGUGUCAGCUGUUGGAAGGGGGCAGGACUAAAUGUUUGGGGAAGAGCAAGGGCCGCAAAUACCCACCCAUGGACUCUGAGUCACGAGCACUUCUCUCCAGAUUCUACAGGGAUCAGAACAUUGAAUUAUCUAAGCUGCUGCACAGACUGGGUCAGCCGCUACCGGCCUGGCUCAGAGAGGAACUACAGAAGGUCAGGUAGCCCUAACCAAACCACCGCUCCCCUGGGUCAAAGAUCCAGAUUCAGCCCUCAAUGGAAACUAGACUCUUGAACGGUACUCAAUGCCACCUACCUGCAAGCUUGCAGAGCAAAGGUCAGAAAUUCAACUCACCAAUCAUUGGUGCCUCUGGAAAUCCAAACAAAGCAGUAUUGUGUGUCCAUGGCAACAUGACACACAAUACAUUUUGUUGCAAAAGGUCAGUUUUUUUUUUCAGUGAGGUACGGUGAUGUAACUGUGACCCUUGAACUUCAGAUGCAGCUAAACAAAGACUGCAUAAAGACUGUAACUGAAAAAUGAAAAUGUCCUCAGACUUCCUCCUAUACUUUCCCCCAUCAGUCACUGGAUAUAAAGGUACGGCUUUAGAUUUUAUAUGUCUUCAUCGAGGGAGAUUUAGAACUGCACAACCACUGUUCAUAACCUCACUCUUGCAAAUAUAUCAGUCAAUCAAUCUAUCAGCCAAUCAAAGUGAAGAUGCAGAAUGUUAAGAAUCAUUAUGGAGAAAUAAAGAGCUUUAAACCGGUUAAUGGAGUGAUGUCAUUGUGAUGUCAAUGUCUCAAUCCACGUCCCAGUUACUGUUGUUCUAGACACAAUGGCCUGAAGAGUGGAAAUGAUUUCAGUGUGUGUCUGUGUGUGUGUGUGUGUGUAAGGGUAAAUACAUAAGCCCUUGUGUGAGUGUGUCUAGGCAUAGGUCUGUAGCCAGGUAGCCUUAGCCCCGCCCACUGGACUGCAACUGGUUGGCUGAUGAAUUUGA